CGGUAACAUGCACCGAAACGAAGGACUCGUGUCAGAGACCGACCGUCUCGCCUAUCUGAGAGGCGAUUUCGCCAGGAGCAGCAGCCUACACACGCCGAGAUCCACGAGUAGCCCUUGGAGCGGACGUCGAAUUCUAUACAUCGAUGACCACGAGGGCUUUAGUGAUGUCGAGAUUGGGCCAUCGCCGACGUUUUCGUUUUCGAGCGAAUCGAAUGAUACCGUCGUUGUCGGCCGAUCGGAUUUCAACCUUGCGUUCCGUGUGUGGUGUGAAGAUACGUCUUACACGCAGUAUGAUGAAGCUCUGGGGUUCCGUGCUAAUCGGUACAUCGGCUGUGUGCAUGUCCCUGAUCCCAUAGAUCCCGAAACCCAGCCAGACUUGUUCUACAAUGAGGUUGCAAGUCACAUAAGCAAAACCGGAGGCGCGUCGUCCAGAUUCAUAAGUGUGGUAUCUUCAUUUAUUCAGCUUCUCAAGAUCGCCGAAGAAAAGGGAGAAAAUUCAAAGAUAGCCGCUAUAGAUCUUGAUAGGAUCCCGGAUAGGUCAGCAUACAGAGCAUAUGAUGUCGUAAAAGAGCUCAGAAGGAGAUCCUUGUACUCUUUCAGGUACUCAGCAAGUGCCGAAACCAUUAUCUACGGAGAGAUUCCCAAAGCAGCCAUCCUCGCUAUCAUCGACUUUUCAGAGUUGAAACGCCUGACACCUAAUUGCAUCGUGGACUUCUUGAAGCUCCCAAUCUUCGCCACAGGAUCGGUGCGAACGAUAGUACCCCAGCUUCGGGAAAUCGGGCACCACGUCGAUCCGAACUUCAGCUAUGCCUGUGGCAGCAUCUCACGCCUUCUCGGACUACAUCGAGAAGCCGCCUCUCUCUGUCACAUCCAAGAACUCGUUUCGUUCCUCGUAGAUGGAUGGAGCCUGGUCGUAGAGAGCGAUGCCGAGUAUCUGAAACUCUGUGCUGACGUGUAUACGCAGACGCUUUCGAGUACUAUGCACGACGCAUCGGACGUCGCGGAAGCGUUUAUUGCGGGAGUUAAAGGUGGUGAGGAGAACUUAAUGCGUUUUAGUGGUGGAUCUGGACAGCGGCGGUCUCGAAAACGAAGGAGAACUUCUUAGCAUCUGCAAUGCAUG
This is a messenger RNA of Aaosphaeria arxii CBS 175.79, 1120 nucleotides long. RefSeq lists its product as uncharacterized. The record is from RefSeq and is a predicted model, not a curated record. The transcript is spliced from 4 exons. Bases 8 to 1105 code for a protein of 365 amino acids. NCBI's taxonomy places the organism in Eukaryota, Fungi, Ascomycota, Dothideomycetes, Pleosporales.